Cygnus atratus (black swan) is the source of this 2223-nucleotide messenger RNA. It is a transcript of the gene NME8, whose product is annotated as NME/NM23 family member 8. Lineage: Eukaryota; Metazoa; Chordata; Aves; Anseriformes; Anatidae. Gene Ontology annotation, molecular function: nucleoside diphosphate kinase activity. The coding region runs from base 520 to 2223 and encodes 567 amino acids. The record is from RefSeq and is a predicted model, not a curated record. Gene Ontology annotation, biological process: UTP biosynthetic process; CTP biosynthetic process; GTP biosynthetic process. The transcript is spliced from 17 exons.
GAAGUGAAAAAGUGACACCACCCCAAGCUCUACAUUUACUUUGUGCCCUCUGUCUUAUCUUGCAUAAACCAGGCUUUUCUCCUGAAAAGGACUGAAGGAAUACAUCAAGGAAUACACUUUUGAUAUCAUGUCAAAAUCCAGAUGACUGUCAGAAAAAAAAAGGACAAAAUUGUUGGUUACCAGAUGAACAAGAUAAACAGAAAAGUGGGGAAAAAAAGCAAGCAAAGAAAGAAAGGAGACAAAGACUUUUAGGUAAGAAAUAGUGUUCCAAGAAUGGUUUUUCUUUCAGUCACUGAGAUUAUUCCAUGCCUAAAUCUAGCUGCUUAAAAGACUUCCUGACUUUCUGAAACUGAGUUCAGAUGAAGACGUUUUCUGGAGCGAUUUCUAGGACUAUUCCACCAACUAGAAGGACAAGGACUACCAUCUUAACCAAGAACUUUGGAAAUCUCCACUCCAUUUGCUGUUUUAUUAUUCAGCUUAGUUCCAUUUGAAAGCUGAAGUCAAACUUCACCCAAGAAUAUGUCAGGCAAGAAGAAAGAAAUCCAACUUCAGGCCACGAUAACCAAUCAAAAUGAGUGGGAUGAAAUGUUGCUGACAAAAGGUGUAGUAGUAAUAGAUGUAUAUCAAGCUUGGUGUGGUCCUUGCAAAGCUGUGGUAAAUUUAUUCAGAAAACUGAAGAAUGAGUUUAGUGAAGAUGAUGUGUUGCAUUUUGCAGUGGCAGAGGCUAACAGUAUUGAGACUCUGCAACCAUUUAGGAAUAGAUGUGAACCUGUUUUUCUCUUUUGUGUUAAUGGCAAAAUUAUUGCAAUGGUGAGAGGCGCAAGUGCUCCUCUUAUAAGUAAGAAAAUAACAGAGCUAGUACAAGAAGAGAGGGAAAUUGUAGCUGGACAGAAGGAACGCCCUGAGGUAGAUGAACUUACUUUCCUAGAAGAGAAAUCAUCAGAAGAUUCUAUUGAGGAGACUGUACCUGAGGAAGAAGUCACAUACUCUGUUGGAAUUAUAAAACCUGAUGAUGUCUUAGAAGGACGUGUAGAAGAAAUUAAACAAAAGAUUAGAGAUGCAGGCUUUGGCAUUGCAGCAUCAGAAGAGAAAAUGCUAACUGAAGAACAAAUCAGAGAAUUCUAUACCCAGAAAAAAGAACAGUUCAUGAUGAGUGGACCAUGCCACAUUUUGCUAAUAACUAAAAGAAAAGGAACUGAUGCUAUUCCUCUCUGGAAAGAACUACGUGAAUCACUUGAAAGCAUUCCUGAUGAGUCUGGAAAGUCAGAAAGACCAGAAGAAACUCCAGAAACUGACAGUAUAUUAAAUAUGUGUGAUGUGCAAAGCAGUAUAGAAGAUGCCAGCAGGCAACUUGCCUUCUUUUUCCCAAAUUUUGGUCAAAAGAAGACAGAGCAAAAAUUUGAAAAGACUUUGGCCUUAGUUAGACCUUGUCUUCUAAGGGAAAGACGAGAUUCUAUUAUACAAAGAAUAAAGGAUGAUGGCUUUGAAAUAGCAAUGCAGAAAGAAAUAAACCUAUCUGAAGAACAAGCACGUGAAUUUUACAAAGAGCAUGAAAAUGAAGACUACUUCCCUUUCCUGCUAGAGCAAAUGACCAAUGGUCCAACUCUUGUACUUGCUCUAACGCGAGAAAAUGCUGUAGCACACUGGAGAAAUUUAUUAGGUCCAAAGACUAUUGAAGAGGCUAAGAAGGAAAAUCCAAACAGUUUACGUGCACAGUAUGCAGUUGACAACAUACCAAUUAAUCAGCUGCAUGGUAGUUCUUCACCUAAUGAUGCUCAGAAGGAAUUAGAGUUCUUCUUCCCUCAGGAGCACACUUUGGCAUUGAUCAAACCUGAUGCUGCUAAGAAGCAUAAAGAUGACAUUAUGCAAAAAGUUAAAGAUGCUGGGUUUACCAUCUCAAAGAUUAAAGAGGAAGCUUUAACUCGUGAAAUGGCUACAAAGUUUUAUAAGGAUCACGAAGGAAAACCUUUUUUUGAAGAGUUAGUGGCACUUAUGACUGAGGGCCCAUCAGUGGUAAUGAUCUUAACAAAGGAAAAUGCUGUGCAAGAAUGGAGGCAACUAAUGGGUCCAACAGAUCCAGAAGUAGCAAAAGAGAGCUCUCCUGAAUCAAUUCGGGCUCAGUUUGCACAAGAUAUUUUGUCUAAUGCUGUUCACGGAUCAUCUACUAGAGAACACGCACUGGAAAGCAUUGAGUGUAUAUUUGGUGAGAUUGAUAUAGAUUGA